Molecule: messenger RNA, 1885 nt
Organism: Drosophila eugracilis
Lineage: Eukaryota; Metazoa; Arthropoda; Insecta; Diptera; Drosophilidae
Exons: 1
Coding region: 1-1731 (576 amino acids)
Source: RefSeq, a predicted model, not a curated record
AUGAGAACAUACAUUUGGAGUCGCCGGAAAAUCUGGACUUUCUUGAUUUCCUGGAUACCCCGGAACCCCUUGGAUGAAGUUAAUCCGCUGGAUGAGAGCGAAGAAAGUCCAGAACGGGAGGAGAAGCCUUACCAUGUGGCAGCUAACUCCAGUUCUUACAUCGAUCAGGAGGUCUUGGAAAAUCAUCGAAGGAUUUACCGUCAGUUGGGAAUUCAUAUCCCGGUGAUGCAGCCCAAUCAUCCGAUGUUGACCUUUCGCUUCGUCCUGAAACUUUUCCUGGCCGCCGAUAGUUGCACUAUGGAUUUCCUGCAAUGGUCGUCGACUGGUAAUGAACUGAUUCUGGAAUAUGUGGGAUUGCAGCAGUACUUGUCCAGCGCCGAUUCCAUUUUCCAUUGCCGCAGCACUUUGCAAUUUACGGAGCUGCUUUUGGCCCAUGGAUUCCAACGAGUUUGGCCGCGGAAAAAGAAGACUGCCAUUCCAGAUACUCUUGAGCCCGUGCUCCUGACCUAUCGAAAUCCGAAAUUCCGUGAAGGUGAUGUGAUAAACCUGCAUUCGCUGAAUUUGGAAUGUGAGCUAAUCAGAGAAAACCCGUCGAAGAAGCAGCCACGAUUUCCAUCUCUGCACGUCCCGAACUCUAAACAUUUCGCCAGGAUGACCCGGCGAGGAGAUCUCUGCUCUACUUCGUAUUCAUGUCGCUCUCCUCUCCAGAUAGCCCGAUGCCAGUUUCAGACCAUUCUCGGAUACCAAGCCGAUUUGGGAGUCCUGAAGGAACGCCAUGCUGUGUUCAACAGACACUCCCUGACGCAUUCAAAUAUGAAGAGAGGACGCAAUGCAACCAGUAAUCCUAUAGCCGAUGUAAAUCCCACCAAAGUGUCCUUGGCGAAGUUCGUUAAGCCCCACGAAUCGGUCAUUAACAUUGGAAUUGGUCAAGCACCCGACUAUGCCGGUUACUAUGGCAAGGUGGAACUUUCCAAAGUCAAUGAUUUCUUCUCGGAAUAUCUGCCGAGAUACGGCAGCAAGAUCACCGGCUAUAAGGAUAUAGUAAUGGAUGCCACCAACAAGUCCAUUGGCUUCCAACAGAAUCUGCCCAUCGGAAUAAAUUAUUCGGAUGAUGAAGACGAUGGCUUAGUACCAAUUUCUUCCGGUUUGGAUAUGGAUUUCUUGCCAUCCACCUCAGCGGAGGCAAAACAGAAAUCUUCUAGCCACAAGUUGCCUGUGGAUGAUUCGGACUUGGAGCAGGCCAUGCAGGAACUGUGUGGCGGUUUGAAUCCUAUUGAGGAUGAUGAAGACCCACAGCCCAGCACUAGCACUAGUAGUAAUAGGACAAAAGCAAAACCCAAGCCAAAACCCAAAGCCAAGCCUGUCAAACGUCAGGCCAAACGGCAAAGUUCCAGUUCUAGCGAAAACGAAGAUUCCAAGAAAAUCGAAAAGAAAAAACCCAAGCAAAGACAACCAAAGAAAAUGAAAAGGGAGCCAGAAGAAAGCUGUUCUUAUAAAGUGGAAACUGAUGAGGAUCUCGAGGAGCAGGAAAUCGAAGAUGCUAACGAUAAUAAGGAAAGGAUGAUAAGGGAUCGGCGAUACGAUGACGAGUCCAAUGAUGACGAGGAGGAGGAUGAACUGGACGAGGACGAUGAGGAUUAUAUCGACAAAAACGUACAGUACAGGUCAGCACCGGAGCCUCCCAAGACGCGACGUUAUGAUCUUCGCAACCCCAAGCGACAUCCGAUUUGAAGUUUAUAAUAAUUUAUGAUUUUUUUUAUCUAACUAGGAACCAAAAAUAUUUAGUUAAAUCAAUUUUAAGCUAAAUCUAACGGAAGAUUGCCCGGCUGAGUGGAAAGCUCGAGGCGUAUUUUCCUUAAAACCAUUAAACGUUAUUUAAUUCCUC